Didymodactylos carnosus is the source of this 207-nucleotide messenger RNA. Lineage: Eukaryota; Metazoa; Rotifera; Eurotatoria; Philodinida; Philodinidae. The record is from the annotation of a GenBank genome assembly.
AUGGACGCCGUUAAAGCUGGUUUUGAGAAAGCCAAAGAAGUUGUUGCUGGUAAAUGUGCUGAAGAACACGCAGAAAAAGCCAAUGAUCCAAGAUUACCGGCACAUGAACGUGUUGAGCAUGCGUUAGAAGCUGGUAAAGCGCAAGUAAAAGAAGAAAAACAUGCAGCCAAAUCAGAUUCUCAUGCUAUAGACGGAAAAUUAUCAUAA